CGUGGAGAAGACAUUGUGUUCACUCGAAGCUGGUCUGCGGCGUGGCUGGACCCCGACAACUGGAAGACAGAGGGGCAGUCCGCCACCCAGCCCGUGCCCCAUCUGGAACGCAUCCCUUGCGCCCAUGAUCGCAUCGUCUUCCCGGAGGGCAGUAGUUUCCGGGUGCGUCUGCCGGAGGUGACGGUCAUCGUCGGAAAAAUCUCCCUGCUCGGACAGGACAUGGCUCCGAACGAGUGGGAGGACGCCCUGUUGACGGAGCCCGGUGAACGCCAGUUCGUGACUGGGGAAGGCGACUUCACGCGGACAAGUUCUGUCGUGAUUACGGGUCAGGAGCGGUGUUCCGACAAAACGGGGUGCUCCUGCGAAGGCCAUUCCGAGCUGCGGGCCGCCGUGUGCAGAUACACCAGGAACAACAAUGGCGACUGCUACGACUCCAGCAGGAAGACGACGUGCGUCGCCCCAGUCCAGCCUCUUGGACACUGCUGCGCCUUCUGCGGGGCCUACUUGCUGCUGGAGUACUCCGCCUCAAAGGUGGAACUGGGGCGCUUGCAUUCCCUGCUCGAGUCCUAUCUCAGGCAGGACAGGUACUCCAGCAUCGCGGCUCACGUCGGCAAGCCCGCCAUGGUGGAAGACGCUCCUCGAAAUCGGCUGCAGAUCGUUCUGGCCGACGCGGGAGUCUACCGGGGCGACUGUGGCGACCUGGCAGACACCUUGGCCGCAGAACUGAGAAACAAUGACCACUUCGGGGUGUCUGGCGUCACCGUCUAUGCGUCCGGAGAGCCUCUGCGUGCGUCCACGUGGGCCAGCGUAUUCGGCACGCUGCUAGGGACACUGGCCGCUGCGCUCAUCGUCCUGGGACUGAUCUUCUUCGUCUUUACCAAUUACCGCCCAAAUGGGUGGGUGCUACAAGCUCACCCCAUCCUCUUCGCUCGAUUCGAGAACGCGCUCAGCGAGAGCGAGGAGGCGGUGGAGAGUCGAGUGGAGAUGAUGCCGGCAGAGCGCAGCACCGGUCACCAGGCGUCGGCCGCCUUCGACAACCCCAUGUAUGGAAAAACAAAGGCGGAAGAGGGAGAAAAAGCUGUUCCUCCUCGUGGGGAACCUGGCAAGCAAGAGGCACACGACAACCCGGUGUACAGCGAGUUGCUGCUGAAGGACGAGCCCCAGGAAGGCGCAUCAGAUGUGCAGGUCACAUAGACGGCGACUUACGCCUGGCACAGCUUCUGCACAAUUUAUUAGGACGUACUUGGACACUCUGGUAACUCCGAACAGUGUUUUGGAGAGGCUUUUCAAUCAUUUUGCUUAAUUCGCCUUUAAAUCUAAGACCCCCAGAAGUUAGAUUAAAAUUUUAAAAAAAAAUGUGCUGGAUCA
Molecule: messenger RNA, 1368 nt
Organism: Zootermopsis nevadensis
Lineage: Eukaryota; Metazoa; Arthropoda; Insecta; Blattodea; Termopsidae
Gene: Amnionless
Product: amnion associated transmembrane protein
Biological process (GO): receptor-mediated endocytosis; intracellular protein localization
Cellular component (GO): endocytic vesicle; apical plasma membrane
Source: RefSeq, a predicted model, not a curated record